This is a messenger RNA of Acanthocheilonema viteae, 186 nucleotides long. NCBI's taxonomy places the organism in Eukaryota, Metazoa, Nematoda, Chromadorea, Rhabditida, Onchocercidae. The record is from the annotation of a GenBank genome assembly.
AUUUGCGAAGUAGAAGGAACCGGAAAAUUAACAGGCCGACAACUAUUCCUUCGUGACUCAACAUUGAAUUUGUCCGAUCUGGCACUAAUGCAAGCAGCAGGGAAUGAAAUUGAAUUCGAUGAGUCACUUUUCGACGAGGAUAUUGGUGGCUUAGAUUCUGGUGAGAAUGACGAAGAACAACAAUGA